Messenger RNA from Gavialis gangeticus (Gharial), 4623 nucleotides. RefSeq names its product protein kinase C zeta (gene PRKCZ). The transcript has 19 exons. NCBI's taxonomy places the organism in Eukaryota, Metazoa, Chordata, Crocodylia, Gavialidae. The record is from RefSeq and is a predicted model, not a curated record. Bases 147 to 1988 code for a protein of 613 amino acids. Gene Ontology annotation, molecular function: ATP binding; protein serine/threonine kinase activity; protein binding. Gene Ontology annotation, biological process: protein phosphorylation.
CCGCCAUGUUUGGAGUGGUGGUGCUGGUGCUGCCGCAGCCGUGGGGCGGGGGGCGCUGAGUCGGGCCGAGCUGAGAUGGACAGGCUGUCAGCUGGAAAUUUUACUUGCUCAUUAGAAUUUAGCACAAAAUCGGUCAUCUUUUUUGAAUGAUUUGGAAGAUUCUUCCAAACACUGGCAAAAUAUUUUUAUUUAAACUACAUAUCAGUAUCAUGCCUAGCAGAAUGGGAUCAAAAAUGAAUCUGAACAGAGAUUUCAUCAGAGUAAAAACGCAUUAUAAUGGGGACAUCCUAAUAACAAAUUUGGAUGCAUCAAUGAACUACAGUGAACUCUGUGAUGAAGUGAGGGAGAUGUGUAGUUUACAGCAGGAACAGCCAAUUACCCUCAAGUGGAUUGAUGAUGAAGGAGAUCCAUGCACUAUCUCAUCUCAGAUGGAACUGGAAGAAGCCUUUCGUCUGUAUUGUCAGCGUAGAGAUGAAGGGCUCAUUAUUCACGUUUUCCCUAGCAUUCCAGAGAAACCAGGCAUGCCUUGUCCGGGAGAAGACAAAUCAAUCUACCGACGUGGAGCCAGAAGAUGGAGGAAGCUGUACCGAGUGAAUGGGCAUCUGUUUCAAGCCAAACGUUUUAACAGAAGAGCAUAUUGUGGCCAGUGCAGUGAAAGGAUAUGGGGUCUCGGAAGGCAAGGCUACAAGUGUAUCAACUGCAAAUUGCUGGUCCAUAAACGUUGUCACAUACUUGUUCCACUGACCUGCAAAAGGCAUAUGGAUUCGGUCAUGCCUUCCCAGGAACCUCAAUUAGAUGAUAAAAAUGAAGAAGUUGACGUGCCCUCAGAAGAAACUGAUGGAAUACCUUACAUUCCUUCAACCCGGAAACAUGACAACAUUAAAGAUGACUCUGAGGAUAUCAAGCCAGUUAUUGAUGGAAUAGAUGGAAUUAAGAUCUCUCAGGGGCUUGGGCUGCAGGACUUCGACUUAAUCAGAGUUAUUGGACGUGGAAGCUAUGCCAAAGUUCUUUUAGUACGGUUAAAAAAGAAUGAUCAAAUUUAUGCCAUGAAAGUAGUGAAAAAAGAAUUAGUCCAUGAUGAUGAGGAUAUUGAUUGGGUACAGACUGAGAAACAUGUGUUUGAACAGGCAUCCAGUAACCCAUUCCUAGUUGGUUUACAUUCAUGCUUUCAAACGACAAGUCGGUUGUUCCUUGUCAUAGAGUAUGUAAAUGGGGGAGACCUCAUGUUUCAUAUGCAACGGCAAAGAAAACUUCCUGAAGAACAUGCAAGAUUUUAUGCUGCUGAAAUUUGUAUUGCUCUAAACUUUCUACAUGAAAGAGGAAUAAUCUACAGAGAUUUAAAGCUAGACAAUGUUCUUCUAGACGCAGAGGGUCAUAUCAAGUUAACAGAUUAUGGCAUGUGCAAGGAGGGAUUAGGCCCUGGUGACACUACAAGCACUUUUUGUGGAACGCCAAAUUACAUUGCACCAGAGAUCCUCAGAGGAGAAGAAUAUGGGUUUAGUGUGGACUGGUGGGCUCUUGGUGUCCUGAUGUUUGAGAUGAUGGCAGGAAGAUCUCCGUUUGAUAUUAUUACUGACAAUCCAGAUAUGAAUACUGAAGAUUACCUCUUCCAAGUUAUUCUUGAGAAACCAAUCCGGAUUCCAAGAUUUCUUUCUGUCAAGGCCUCCCAUGUCUUGAAAGGAUUUUUAAAUAAGGAUCCCAAAGAAAGGCUUGGUUGCCAACCACAGACAGGAUUUUCUGAUAUCAAGUCUCAUACCUUUUUCCGCAGCAUAGACUGGGAUCUGCUGGAAAAGAAGCAGACAACUCCUCCAUUUCAGCCUCAGAUCACAGACGAUUAUGGGUUGGAUAACUUUGAUACACAGUUCACCAGCGAACCUGUGCAGCUAACCCCAGAUGAUGAAGAUGUAAUAAAAAGAAUAGACCAAUCAGAAUUUGAAGGAUUUGAAUACAUUAAUCCAUUGUUGCUGUCAACAGAGGAAACAGUAUGAAGGACUGACAUCUUCAUUGUGGACAAAUGUGAAUGACCUUUACAUUUAUCCUUAACUACAGUAUAUGCAUGCAAGGCUGGGGAACUGUAAGGUUUUGGAUGGAGACCAAUGAUAAAAAAUAUUGCUGCUGAAAAUCAAAGAAGAGAAAAUGAUUUUGAUGGGUGUCUUCCUCUACAUGUUGGUUUUUAAAAGUUUUAGGCACUGAAACAACUGGCUUCAUUAACGACGGUAUUUGCAUUUUGUGCCUGCUUCACGAAGGAUCAAAAUGUUCAUUGCAUCCUUGGGAAAAAGAGAUUCUAAACAGCUUUGAAGUCUGCACACUUUCUAUGAACAUUUGAUGCAAUGAGCUACCAAUGGAAGAAUAUUAGAGUGUAACAUCCUGAAGAAUAAAAUAUAUUACAGUGGUGUUGAAGCUUAUUUUUGAUGCCUUUUUUCACCAGUGGUACCUGUCUAAACAUCUCAGAUAUGAUAUAUAAAAGGAGUUGUGUUUUAUUAGCAAUCAAAACAUAAAUUUGGGUACAGGAUUUAAGUGCCUAAAAUGGAUAAACUGCAUUGAAGAAUUAUUACAAAUUUGGGACAUUCUUAACCCUGGUAAGUUCUGCUUGUUAAUGUUAAAUAAGCAUUUACAUAAGAAAAAUUCUAGUGACAGAUGAAACCUAAUACUGAUUUGUAUCUUUAUAGAACCUGAAGUACAAAGAAACCCAGCAAUACCAUUUCCAAAUUAAAAUUCACUAUAUCUAUUACAAAAUCUGGCUUGUUUAAAACAUUUAUCAAAAUCUUACUUGGAUUUUAAAACCCAAAUUUGCACACACAGGAUUUCUGAAAAUACUUAAGCAGUGCCUACACCUACAAUGAUGUUUUGUGUUAUGUACUAGAUUUUUGAAAAAUAUUUUUAUCAAUACAGUAUUCAGAAAUAAAUCAAUGAAAGUGUAAUGGAUUAUAGCCUUAAAGUUUAAAUAGUAAAUUUAGAAUAUCUAUAAACAUAAUACAUUUCCUGAUAAAGCACACCUCCUACUUAUAAUAAACUGUCUGCUUAAAAUAUUCAGUGUAUAUUACUAAUUAAUUGUUCUGCAUAGAAGAAUGGGAUGCUUUGAUAAAAAUGGUUUGCAUCAAAACAGUAAUCUUUUCAAUAGAGGGAAAAAUAAAUACCCAAGAAGUUGGGUAUGGUUUAAAUUGUCAAAUCCCCUCUCUUGAAAACUGGUGACAGGGGAUGUUACGUCACAAAGGCUAAUAUUGUCAGCUGUGGAAAAACUCAUGUCAGUUCAUUUGGGGACUCAUAAGUGUGCAUUGCUGUCUAAAACCUUUCAGAUGCUUGUAAAGAUUUACCUGCCUCUGCAGAAAACAACCGAGGCAGUAUUUCUUUUUUUAUUAGGUUUUUGUUUAACUACAUUGUGUGGCUUGUAGUUCUGGGGAGGGGAAAUUGAUAUGGGAAGGAAAAAAACCAAGAAACCCUGUGCCAUGACAUCUCACCUAAUUUGGUGUAAAAUGCAGACUAAAUUGCAACAUUUUCACUUUCUUUAUUAACAUAUAGGUUUCUCAGGGUACAGCAUUGCAUUAGGUGCUGAACAUGACAUCUUUCGGAUUCACAUCCAAGUCAUGAGGUGCUAGGAUGAGACUGCCAAAAUAUUGUGUUUAAAAUUUUCAAUUAACCAUGGAUUAACAAACUACAUUUUGUAUCCCCUCAUUGGCCACAAUUAUGCAAACCUGUGGUAACUUAGUUUCAUUAAUCCCAUCCAGAUUUGAGUUUUGGGUUUCUCUCUGUUGGACUGUAGCUUUUUAUAUUAAGCAAGAUGUGUUCUCUAACCAGCACUAAAUAAUUUAGCCAGUAAAAAGUAUUUGCCUCAAAUGCCUGGGAUUUAGAUAACUUGUUAUCUAGGAAAAGAACUGUUUAUUUUUUAAAUGUAACGUUCAAUUUUAAUUCCCAACUUUUUUCCCUUCCUUGGCAAUUAUUUAAUGUACCCUGAAUAUUUAAUGUCUUUCAGUAUUUAAUUAAUUCCCUUGAUUUUACAACUGAUCAUUAGUUGGAUCAAAUUGACUAUAGGCAGCUUGUGGAUGGAAAUGCGACAAAUUGAGCUGCCUUGGAUGGGGCUGGGCAAAGGACUUCGAAAUGGAAACGUGGAGGUUUUCUACCUCUUAUUUCUGUGACGUGGGGGAGGGCAGGGGAAACACAUCUGCUCAACAAACAUGAAAAAAUCCUUGAUUCACGUAAAAUUUAAGGCAUUUACAAUGUUGCUGUGUUGCCAAAUAGUUUGCUGGUUACAAGUUUGGUUGCUCAUGUGCAAGUGUAUGAAUAAUGUUUUGUUCAUGACAAAGGGGGAAAUUUUUUAUAUAAAGUACUUGUUUUAUAAAUUAAAGAAAAUGAAGGAUGUAAUUAAAUGUGUGGUUUGAAAAAAAAUCCUAAUAUAUUACAAAUGGAUCUGGUAAUGAUAUAUAGUUGUCUUAUUUGAAAUAGUAAAUGAAAACUCUAGCUAAUUUAAUGAUUGUAAAACAGUAAAUAUGUUCUUGUAGUUUUGUAUAAUUAGUUGAGAUCUUUGCUGGCCAGUUUUAAUUGUGCAGAAGAUGGUAUACUAAUCCAUAACAGCUGAGAUCAUUUAUAUUCUUGCACAUCUAUUAAAGACUUUAAUGAAAAAGCUAA